Danio rerio (zebrafish) is the source of this 1192-nucleotide messenger RNA. NCBI's taxonomy places the organism in Eukaryota, Metazoa, Chordata, Actinopteri, Cypriniformes, Danionidae. The record is from RefSeq and is a predicted model, not a curated record.
GUAGCUAAACCUCAACAAAAAGUAGCAUCUGGACUGAAAGAGACCUAAUAGUGAUAUCUUCAUGUGUGUUCUGCCCUAUGCAAUUAGAAAUGAAAACAAGUUUAAAAUAAUGAUUAAUGACAACUCAAAAAUAAGACAAUGUGUGUGUGUUGUAGGUGUUGCUAUGGUGAUGUUGAUCAGAAUGGCUCCUCUUCCUCUGAUCUUCCUGUUUGCUGUUCACAGUGAGUCACUGCAACAGUUCAAAGAGAGAAUGUGUGCUGCAUUUAAUGCACAAUUCAUCACUAUGAACUCUGUGUUUUCAGUGGUUUCUAGUGCUGAUUGGGCUGUGAAUUACAACCCCUUACACAUCUGUGCACUAAAAGACUCAUCAGUGAUAAUGAGCUGCACUUAUAAAUACCCUACUGGACAUCAGAUCAGGAAAGUGUUCUGGAACAAAAACCUUGCAAAACAUCGAGAAGAGCUUGCAGAUCUGUCUGUGGACCCUGAAUACAGUCAGAGGCUUCAGUAUCUGGGAGAUAAACGGCAGAACUGCACCGUCAGACUGAGUCAUGUGACAAAGAAAGAUGAACACAAGUAUUAUUUCAGAUUCACUACUGAUAAAACAAGAGGAAAAGGGACUGGUAAUACAGGAGUGCGUCUCUCUGUCACAGAUCUUCAGCUGGAGUCUCCUGAGAGAGUGACAGAGGGAGAUUCAGUCCGUCUGACAUGUAGAAGCAGCUGUAAUCUGACUGACACACCAACAUUCAUCUGGUACAGAAACUCAGAGAGAUUGACUGAAGGAACUAUUGGAGACAAACUCAUCCUCAAUCCAGUCAGAAGAGAAGAUUUAGGCAGAUAUAGAUGUGCUGUAGAUGGACUCACAUCACCUGAGGUCUAUCUCAAUGUCACCUAUCCUCCAAAGAGCGUUUCAGUGUCCAUCAGUGGAUCUGCUGUAAUAAUGUCUGGAGAUUCAGUGACUCUGAGCUGCAGCAGCGACUCAAACCCUCCUGCACAAAUCUUCUGGUAUAAAGGAAUAGAAUAUGUUGAAUAUGGAAGAAUCUUCAACAUCUCCAGGAUCAGCUCUGAUGACAGUGGAGAAUACAAGUGUAGAGCCUACAGUGAAAGUGGAGAUAAAUACUCUGAUCCUGUGACUUUAAAUGUCCAGUGUGAGUUUAUGAUCAUUUCUACAGUUCAUUGUUUUAAAAAAGCCUAA